GGAGAGAGGGAGAGGAGAGAGGAGGGCAGGACUGGCAGGGUGCGGUCUGAAGUGGCAACAGAUCGUUUUGGAUCACUCAUAGCCCUUCAAUUCAACUGGAAAGCUGCAGCUUGUUGCACGCCGGCCGCAUAUGGAGAAGAAACGCUUUCAAUCCAGAGAGGGCACCAACCAAACAGCAGGCGACAGUGGCUGAUGUUGUGACAGUUUCCCAGAGCAAAAGAAAGAGAGGGAGAGAAACCACAACACUGCAACUUGGUUAUCAGUAACCACUCUCUCUCUUUAACUCUCUCACCCACCAAAUCGACUUUGAACCUGUUUGUUUAAAUACACGGACUUUACAGCCUGCACACUUACUGUUGAUUCUGUAAGGCGGAGGGAGCGAGGUUUCUCAAUUGGGUUCAAUUUUUCUGGAGCAGCUAAAAACUUUUUAGUCUCCUCAUGGUGCCUGGCACAGCCGCGACGCUGAGCUUCUCCUAUCCGAGUUUUUCGGACGUGAUGUUGCGACUGUUACGGACGAUGGAGUCGGGAACUGAACCGGGGAGGUACUGAAGACAUCUCUCUCCCUCGGGAGAGUCCUCCCUCCCCCCGGGGCGAUGCGGAUCUCCUUCCUCCUUCUCACCACCUCUCUGUGUGCCUUGGUCCUCCUCCUCGCACCUGCCUCGGAGGGCUGCGGGCCGGGGAGGGGGUACGGCAAGAGGCGGCUCCCGAAGAAGCUCAUCCCGCUUGCUUACAAACAGUUCAGCCCCAACGUCGCCGAGAAGACGCUGGGAGCCAGCGGGAGACCCGAGGGCAAAAUAACGCGCAACUCCGAGCGCUUUAAAGAACUGACUCCGAAUUACAACACAGAUAUCAUCUUCAAAGAUGAGGAGGACACGGGCGCUGACAGGCUCAUGACCCAGCGUUGUAAAGACAAGUUAAACUCUCUGGCCAUCUCUGUGAUGAACAUGUGGCCUGGUGUUAAGCUCAGAGUUACAGAGGGCUGGGAUGAGGACGGUCACCAUUCAGAGGACUCGCUGCACUAUGAGGGACGGGCUGUUGACAUCACCACCUCAGACAGGGACAGAAAUAAGUACGCCAUGUUGGCCCGACUGGCCGUAGAAGCUGGAUUUGACUGGGUCUACUACGAGUCCAAAGCCCACAUUCACUGUAGCGUCAAGUCAGAGCAUUCUGUUGCAGCCAAAACCGGUGGUUGUUUCUCCAGCGAUGCCCAGGUCAUCCUCAAGAGAGGGGCUACUAAACAGAUGCGUGACCUUCUUCCUGGCGACCAUGUUUUGGCGUCUUCAACAGCAGAUGGUCACGGCCCCCUACUCUACAGCCCGGUCUUGUCCUUUCUGGACCGCCAGCCUAACGUCACAAAGAUCUUCUACAUCAUUGGCACCAACGCAGGACUUAAUAUUACUCUUACGGCUGCUCACCUGAUCUUUGUCACAGACUGCACUGGUGGGCUGAGGGAGCCACAGUGGGAUGAGACAGCUGAAGCACAAGAUUUGGGUUCAAUACGGGAGGGCAGGCCUCACUGGGAAGCAGGUGGUCUGAGGACAGUUUUUGCCAGUGAGGUCCAGCCAGGACAGUGCGUACUUACAUCACAAGGGAAAGUGGGGUCGCGGGCAGCACUUUCAGUCGUAACCUUUGUGGAGGAACAGAGGAGCACCGGGUUGUACGCCCCUCUAACCCAGCAUGGGUCCAUUGUGGUGAAUGGUGUGCUGGCAUCCUGCUAUGCUGCUGUGGACAAUCACCAUUUGGCCCACUGGGUCCUGGCCCCACUGAGAUUUUUCUACAGCCUGAUGGGACCUUCAGAACCGCAGACUGACGGCCUGCACUGGUACCCUUGGCUUCUACAGAGGCUGGGGCAAAUGCUGCUGGACGCUAGACACUUCCACCCCUGGGGGAUCGAAGAAGGACAUAGAUAGGAGCCACAGAGAUAUGUUUCACACUGAUGACUUCAUUCACUUGCCUGUAAUCAGGAGCACCAAAGCACAGGCUGAGGGAUCCACACAAGACAAUUGAUUUUAUUAUGGAAAUGUGUUUUUACCAGCUCUACUUGCCUGUGUUUACUGUAUGUUGACAAUUGUACAUGUGCCAUACACAUGCAGUUGUGCAAAAGUCAAAGGGAGGAGACUGGGAAGAUUAAUUGUAUACUUUUGGUAAUUGUAAUUUUAUUAAUCCCAAAGAGAGGACAGGGAUAUGACAGAAAAUCCAAGAUGGUUCUGUAAGUGCUUGAUUCAAUUUUAAGCUUUAAUACCAACAGAAGUACUGAUCUA
Messenger RNA from Scatophagus argus, 2261 nucleotides. Its product is annotated as indian hedgehog B protein-like. The coding region runs from base 594 to 1910 and encodes 438 amino acids. Gene Ontology annotation, biological process: multicellular organism development; regulation of gene expression; smoothened signaling pathway. NCBI's taxonomy places the organism in Eukaryota, Metazoa, Chordata, Actinopteri, Scatophagidae. The transcript is spliced from 4 exons. The record is from RefSeq and is a predicted model, not a curated record. Gene Ontology annotation, molecular function: calcium ion binding; patched binding.